Gallus gallus (chicken) is the source of this 3268-nucleotide messenger RNA. Its product is annotated as myosin light chain kinase, smooth muscle-like. The coding region runs from base 1811 to 2989 and encodes 392 amino acids. The transcript is spliced from 2 exons. The record is from RefSeq and is a predicted model, not a curated record. NCBI's taxonomy places the organism in Eukaryota, Metazoa, Chordata, Aves, Galliformes, Phasianidae.
GGGCCAAGUGACAAGUACUGCCAUCCUGAAGUUGGAAGGUACAGUGUGCAGUUAAAGAUGAUAUCUUGUUUAGGUCAAGUUCCAACACUAAUCUUAACAUAACACUGAUUUAAGUCCUUGUCUGUCACGUUGUCUUUUAACUUAACUCAUUGCUACCAUUUACAAUGUCCGCAACACAGUUGUAUGUCUCCAAAAUGCGUCACAGUUUCUCAGUGUUCUAUACUUUUCACGUUUUCAUUCUCUCCAGUAUUAGAAUCUGGCAUGAACCAAACAUGUUAGAUACCUUCUUUCUAAUGGAAGUGCUUUGCUUUCACAUACUUGCAUCUGAUUGUGAGGAGAACCUAGUAAGAAUUUUUGUAUAAAAUAUAUUACUUUGAAAGUAAGUUUUGAAAACAUGUUAACCAAAGGUGUGUACCAGUCUUGGGAAGAUGAAAAGAAAUAGUCACAUUCACAUACAGAAUGAUGUGGGUUGGACGGGACCUGAAAGAUCAUCUGGAAAUACAAUUUGAUAAAAUACUGAUCAAAGCUUUAAAGAAGAAAUAUUGUCUGGAGAAUUUGCUAUUAAGGUUUUAUAUCAUCCUUGAUAUUAUUUAACCAUAAAUGAUUUCUUUUUUUUUUCUUUUUGCAACAGAUCUUAUAGCUGAUGUUUUAAAAUUGUUCUUGCUGUAAUAGUUGCAAGUUAGAAAAAAAAAAACUUGAAUGAGAGAAAAUGUAUUGUAGUGUAGGGAAAGAAAUUAAAAGUUGACAUGCUUCUUUUCAGGAUUAAAAAAAGUUGAAGAACUUACAGCAGAGUCCCACUGGCAUGUUUCUUCAUCUGUUUCACUUAAGGAGGAGACUAUUGGCCAAAGGCCCAUCUUUAUCCAGCCUAUUUCAUGCUGCAGGGUCUGCAGUGGGGAAACAGUCAGAUUUCAAGCUAGAGUAUCUGGCAUGCCUAAACCAGAAAUCCAGUGGUUUCAUAAUCAACAGCUCAUGCUGCCAACAAAAGACUUAGUGUUCCACUUUGAUGAGUUUACAGGCACAGUUAUGCUCAUAAUAGUAGAUGCUUUCCUAGAGCAUGCUGGCCAAUACUCUUGCAAGGCAAGAAAUAGUGCUGGAGAAACAACUUGUACAGCUACACUUACAGUGACUGCAGAAGGUAAAGCCCCAUUUUUACUUCAGAGGGAUUCAGUUUGUUGUAUACCACACUUUCACACUGUCACUAAUGUUCUUUCUUCAUUUCACACCUUUUCUUCAGCAGCUAAUGUUAAUAGUACCCAUCAUCUAUAACCCAGCCACUUUCAUUUCUUCUGUUUAAACUCUAACAUACUUGGAGAUUUGUGAAUUUCUAUCUUGAUGUAGGUCUAGAAUAAGGAUAAUCUUACUGAAGAAGUUCAGAUAUUUUAAACUUGGAAUUAAGUAAUGGUUAUAGCAUUGACUGAGGUAUUUUCACCCUAUUCUGUGAGGGGGACGGGGGAGGAAGGGGAUGGAAAAGAAAAUACCUCCUGAAAAGUUCCAUAAUAAGUCAUCUCAUAUUGAAAUGGACAAGUCAAAGAAGAAAAAAACAUCAACUGUUUAUCAGCUGCAUGACUAGACUAGGAAUCACUUGUCAUUCAUAUUUGUGUGGAUAUUCUUUCUGUAAAGAGCAUAGUGCAUCUGGCAUGCUGAGUUUUCAAAUGAAGAUCAUUCAUUUUCUUUCUCCAUGCUGUAUGACUUUGUUCAGAGCACGGCUCAGUAAAGUUCUGUAGAUACUAACAUUGUUAUUUUUUUGUUACUUGAUUACACAGUGCAAGCCCUAGAUAGGCAAAGUUCUGGGAAAGAUGUAAAAGAGUCUAUGCGGUCACAGGCUAUAUCAGAACUUCAUGUUACUCCUUUCACAAAGAAGAAUAUGAAAGCUUUUCAAAAAGAAUUUAAAUCAAUUCAACAGCCAUCACAGGAAUCGGGUGUACAGGUUUUUGAAAGCAUAUCUGAAAGGCUGACCAUGAAAGCUACAUCAGUUGAAGAAGCAGAAGCCAUGCACACAACAGUCCUUUCCCAGACAUCUCAGAGCACCAGAAUCUCUAUGGCUACUGUUCAAGAACCAAAAGGUGUUCCUCCAACGAUUCUCCUGCAACUCAGAGACCUAACUGUGAAAUCUGGUGACACUGCUCAGUUCAUAUGUGCCUUAGAAAAUGAAUUCUUCUCUGAGUUUCUUUGGGCUCAUGAAGGUAAACAGAUAGAAGAGUCUGAAAAAUUGAAGAUAUCACAAAAUGGAAGUGUCCUACAGCUCACAAUUUUAAAUGCUCAGCUGAUAGAUCAAGGACUGUACAGUUGUACUGUAUAUAAUCAUUACGGAGGAACAACAACUGCUGCAAUACUAACAGUCAAAGCUAAAGAAGCACAAGGCAAAGCAGUAACAAAAAUUACCCUUGAAUCAGAUACUAAAAACUUUAAAGCAGCCAAAGAUUGUCAGUUUAAAGCAUCUGAAGUAAAACAAGAGUCAUCGAAGAAAACUUCAAGCUUGUUUAUAUCUACAUCCCAAAGAUCGCAUGAAGCUGAGAAGCAAAGAAGCAGGGUCUACUAUCCUGACGUUGUGCCAUGCGAAGACUUCACAGAAACUGAUGCCAGAGCACCAGAGUUUCUUGAAACUCUGCCUUCAGAAACCUUUGUAAAAGAAGGAGAUGAUGUGUUACUCUUUUGCAUAAUGAAGGGUGUGCCUACACCUUGUGUGGUCUGGCUGUGCAAUCAGCUCAUAGUUGAGGAGUCUGCAUUGUGUUCCUUAAAACACGAUGGGCCACUGUGCAGUUUAAGAUUGUUGAAAGUUGGUCAGAACCACCAGGGUACAUACAAGUGCAGAAUAGUUAAUCCUGCAGGACAAGCCGAGUGCAGCACCCAUCUGAGAGUGACAGGUUGGCAACUGCAUGUUCCUUCCAAGUAUCAGUUCCUCUUGCAUAGCAUCAUUGCAUUCCAGUACACUCUUUCCCGGGGAGAUGAUAAAGGGCUAGAAGCAUCUCAUAAGCCUGUGGAUUGCUGAAUGUUUUCUUCAGGGAUUUAAGGCAUGAUAAAGGCAUGUUCCAUUAGAAACCUUCCCCCAUCCUGCACAAAACAUAAAUCUUGUAGAAAAGUAUUCAUUGCAAACAAGUUUGAAAGCAUUCGGUUACUCUGUUCUCAACGUUUAUCAAAUAUUUGCAUUGUUUGGCAUGUGUUUAUGUGUAUUUAUGUGUGAAUUUCUGUAUCUUUGCAAGAGAGAUUGAAUGUUUUACUUUACAAACUGUUGAAUGGCAAUUUGAGCUCAAAAAUCCUUUUUUUUUUC